Molecule: messenger RNA, 1612 nt
Organism: Trifolium pratense (red clover)
Lineage: Eukaryota; Viridiplantae; Streptophyta; Magnoliopsida; Fabales; Fabaceae
Product: WAT1-related protein At1g68170-like
Exons: 7
Coding region: 160-1317 (385 amino acids)
Cellular component (GO): plasma membrane
Molecular function (GO): transmembrane transporter activity
Source: RefSeq, a predicted model, not a curated record
GAUGGGAUAUGCACUCACCAGUCACUACCAUUUAUAAAUACACCCCCUCUUCUCUUCCCUUCAUUUCAUUAAGCAUAUAUAUAUAUGUUACUAAUUUACACUGCUCUAAUUAUUUAAGUGAAAUUUUCAACACAUAUAUACUAGUAGUUUGGUGUGGUGAUGAUGAUGAUGAUGGAGAAUUUGUGCAAUGUAAUGCAAGGUUUAAAGCCAACUUUGUUAAUGAUAAUGGUGCAAAUAGCAUUUGCUGGUGUUAAUCUUCUUUACAAGCUCGCUGUUAAUGAUGGCAUGAACUUAAGGAUUGUUGUUGCUUACCGUUUUAUAUUUGCAACUGCUUUCAUUGCUCCUCUUGCUUUCUUUCUUGAAAGGAAGAAGAGGACAAAGAUGACUUGGACGAUACUGUUUCAGUCUUUUCUUUGCGGUUUGUUUGGAGGAGCAUUAGCUCAAAACUUCCACUUAGAAGCCAUGGCUUUAACUUCGGUAACAUUUACAUCCGCAAUGGCUAACCUUGUACCUGCUGUAACCUUUAUCAUGGCCCUUUCCUUUGGUAUGGAAAAAUUAAAUUUGAGAACGAAAGCAGGGAAGGCAAAGAUAAUAGGUACAAUGACUGGAAUUGGUGGGGCAAUGAUAUUGACAUUUGUUAAAGGCAUUGAAAUCAAGAUAGGUUCAUUUCACUUAAACCUUUUGCAUCACAAAAACGGCGUCGUUGGAUCGAACACACAAGCUACUAUAUCCACUGGUAAUGCCAUUUUGGGCUCUAUAUGUGCCUUGGCCAGUACCAUCUCUUAUGCAUUAUGGCUUAUUAUUCAUGCAAAAUUUAGUGAAAAGUACCCAACUCAUUACUCAAGCACAGCAUUGAUGUCAUUUUGGGCAUCACUAAUUUCCAUUGUGUUUGCUCUAUGCUUUGAAAGGGAUUUAAGUGAAUGGAAGUUGGGUUGGAAUAUUAGGCUAAUAACUGUUGCUUAUGCGGGUAUAGUGGUUUCAGGAGUAAUGAUAGCUGUAACUUCAUGGUGUGUGCAUAUGAGAGGUCCAUUGUUUGCCUCUAUUUUUAACCCUCUAAUGCUUGUUAUUGUGGCAUUGGCUAGUUGUACCAUGUUGAAUGAGAAGCUAUACCUUGGAACCAUUAUUGGAGCAAUGUUGAUUGUAUGUGGGUUGUAUGUGGUUUUGUGGGGUAAAAGUGAAGAGAUGAAGAAAAAAAACCAAUUAGUGCCAUCACAAAGCUCUAAUAAAUUUGGCACAGUUGAUAUAAUUGUAGAAGAUAAAAACAACCAUAAUAUUCGCAAUGGUCAAUCUCAAAGUAAAUAUGUUACAAGUGGUUAAGGAUUAAUGAAGAUUCACAAUAAGAAGAAGAACAUCAAGGGCAAGAUGAACAUGUAUGUAUGUACAAGAUCGAGGAAAAUGAGAAAAAAUUGUUCGUAAUGACUAAGAUUUAUAUCAAAUUACUUUAUGUACCAAACUCCUACAUAUAUAGGCCCAAAAUGCUUCUGCUACUAGUGAAACACUGGAAAUUAGAGAGCAUAAGAGUGUUUAAUUGGGUGGAGUUUUACACAUAUAAUUGGAAUUAUUUUAAUUGAACUGCUUAGAUUUAUAUAUCUCUUGGUUGUUAACGAUGUUA